AUGUCGAGCGUGAACAACGGCACGACGUCACCAACUGCGGUGAAAGUCUCUUCGAAGACUAGCCUCAGCGCUGCAGCUGCAAAGGAUCCGUCUCGCCCGCGACGGAAAAAGGCCAGAAGAGCCUGUCAUGCUUGCCAGAGGGCGCAUCUGACGUGUGGUGACGAACGACCGUGUCAGCGUUGUAUCAAAAGAGGCCUGCAAGACCUUUGUGCUGACGGGGUGCGCAAAAAGGCAAAGUAUCUUCACGAUGCACCUAUCGACGCUCCUCCAAAGGAUCAUCUUCGUACUACCCAAGUGCAGAAGCAGGCCUCGUCGAAUCCCGGUAUUUAUACGGGAGAUGGCACCAUCAAUCCGCUCUCGAUGGAUCAAACCCCAGAUCUCCUUACGCCACAGAUCGGUACUACUACUGAAGCUAAUUUGGGACUGGGAACGAUGCCUCAAUCAUCUCAAAAUCCUCAGCAACAACCGCAGUUUGGCAAUCCUCCCUUUUUCGACCCUGCAGAUCCCUCAAUCUAUAAUUUUGACAUCGCUUCUCUAAAUUUCGGUUCUCAUUACGGUGCUUUGGAGUUCGGCAUGCUGGGUCAUAUGACUGGCGGCGGAGCAAACGCAACGACCCCCGAAUCUAACGGAUCUGGCACCGGUUAUCAGCAACAGGCGCCGUUCUCACCCUCUGGUGGGCCGGCCUAUCUUGCUCUUGGUGACACAGGCUUCAUGAACGACUGGAGUAAUUCCCGUCAGAAUAGUACAGGAAAUAUCCUUUCCAGUUCGACAUCUGCCCAUCCUAACCAUGCUUUCACUGUCACGAAUGGUCCGGGUAGUGGUUUGACGUCUCCUUCUCCGCCACUUCCAUCCCCCAAACAUCCUUCGACUUUGUAUGAUAUCAACGUUCCACCAGCGACCGCUUCGCCGCCAAUGUCGGUCGCCAAUUUCUAUAGCCCUGCCACAGCCAGACCUCUCAAUUAUGAAAAUAUUUUCAAUCACGGCCAUCAGACUGCUAUGUCUGCGCCGUUGGCGAAGCCAGUUCAUCCUCCCCCAACCGCUCGGAGACCAAAAGACCCUUCUACCCUGUAUAACACAGUUACCAAGCCAUACUCGUACACUGCAGGGUUCCACCGUCUCCUAGUCGUUUUAAGAAACCGUUUUCCACCACCUCUACUGAACAGAAUUGCUAGAUCGAUGGCAUCGUACCGUCCAUCCUUCAUUGCAUGCACUAAAACUCUAAAAGAAGAGGAUCUCCUCUUUAUGGAGAAGUGUUUCCAACGGACUCUUUGGGAGUACGAGAAGUUCAUCGGACAAUGUGGCACUCCGACUAUUGUCUGCCGCAGGACUGGUGAAAUUGCUGCGGUAGGCAAAGAGUUUUGUCACCUAACAUCUUGGCCGAAAGACGUCCUGUUGGGUAAAACACAAAACUUGAAUACCAAUUUUGGUAACAGCAAUCUUGGUGAACGGGAGCAGCAGAUCAUCUUUGGGCAGCAGACCCAUAAUGCUGGAACGGAGCAGAAUCCAAAACCGGUGUUCCUAGCUGAGCUACUGGAUCAGGAAUCUGUGGUGGAAUUUUAUGAGCAGUUUGCUAAACUGGCGUUUGGUGAUGCUAGGGGAUCUGUUAUGACUAAAUGCAAGCUGUUGAAGUACCUUCCUGCGGAUGUUUCAACUACGGAUGAUGUCGGCAAGAGAAGGAAAACAGGGACUUCCACUCCUGUUAGGGGCCCUACAGCGCAAAUGUCAAGAAAUGGGGUCGUUGGGGAGAGCGGGCUUGACAGCUUGGCAAAAGAUGGCAAGGUUGAUUGUACCUUUUGUUGGACUGUCAAAAGAGAUAUGUUUGAUAUCCCGAUGUUAAUUAUUGGAAAUUUUUUGCCAAUUCUCCAAGGCCACCUCUCUUGA
This is a messenger RNA of Orbilia oligospora ATCC 24927, 1881 nucleotides long. RefSeq lists its product as uncharacterized. The transcript has 3 exons. Lineage: Eukaryota; Fungi; Ascomycota; Orbiliomycetes; Orbiliales; Orbiliaceae. Gene Ontology annotation, biological process: regulation of DNA-templated transcription; cellular response to starvation. Gene Ontology annotation, molecular function: zinc ion binding; RNA polymerase II transcription regulatory region sequence-specific DNA binding; DNA-binding transcription factor activity, RNA polymerase II-specific. The coding region runs from base 1 to 1881 and encodes 626 amino acids. The record is from RefSeq and is a predicted model, not a curated record. Gene Ontology annotation, cellular component: nucleus.